AGCUGGCCUCCCUCCCUCCGGUGACUGCAGGCCCCCGCACGGGAAGACCUCCGGGCCACAGACGCUCAGGGUCUGGUGUGCCCUGAUCAGUUAUUCUGAUCUGAAGAUUUUGGUGUUUGAGGCAUUAAGAUAAUAGCCUGAAUUGUUCAUGGAGUUUUUCAUCAGUAUGUCUGAAACCAUCAAGUACAAUGACGAUGAUCAUAAAACUCUGUUUCUGAAAACGCUAAACGAACAACGCCUGGAAGGAGAAUUUUGCGAUAUUGCUAUUGUGGUUGAAGAUGUAAAAUUCAGAGCACACAGAUGUGUUCUUGCCGCCUGCAGCACCUACUUUAAAAAGCUUUUUAAGAAGCUUGAGGUGGAUAGUUCUUCCGUAAUAGAAAUAGAUUUUCUCCGUUCUGAUAUAUUUGAGGAGGUACUGAACUACAUGUACACAGCAAAGAUUUCUGUGAAAAAGGAAGAUGUUAACUUAAUGAUGUCUUCCGGUCAGAUCCUUGGCAUCCGGUUUUUGGAUAAACUCUGUUCUCAGAAGCGUGAUGUUUCUAGUCCCGAUGAAAGUAAUGGUCAGUCCAAAAGCAAAUAUUGCCUCAAAAUAAAUCGCCCCAUCGGAGACACCACGGACACUCAGGAUGAUGACGUGGAAGAAAUUGGGGAUCAGGAUGACAGCCCUUCCGAUGACACAGUAGAGGGUACCCCCCCGAGUCAGGAGGAUGGCAAAUCACCCACCACCACGCUCAGGGUGCAGGAAGCAAUCCUGAAAGAGCUGGGGAGCGAGGAGGUUCGGAAAGUCAAUUGCUACGGCCAGGAAGUGGAGUCCAUGGAGACCCCGGAGUCCAAAGAUUUGGGGUCACAGACCCCCCAAGCCUUAACGUUCAAUGACGGCAUGAGCGAGGUAAAAGAUGAACAGACCCCGGGCUGGACCACAGCCGCCAGUGACAUGAAGUUCGAGUACCUGCUGUACGGCCACCAUCGGGAGCAGAUCGCCUGCCAGGCCUGCGGGAAGACCUUCUCCGACGAGGGCCGCCUGCGAAAGCACGAGAAGCUGCACACAGCGGACAGGCCGUUUGUGUGCGAGAUGUGCACGAAGGGCUUCACCACGCAGGCCCACCUGAAGGAGCACCUGAAAAUCCACACUGGCUACAAGCCCUACAGCUGCGAGGUGUGCGGCAAAUCCUUCAUCCGCGCCCCAGACUUGAAGAAGCACGAGCGGGUGCACAGCAAUGAGCGGCCCUUCGCAUGCCACAUGUGUGACAAAGCCUUCAAGCACAAGUCCCACCUCAAGGACCACGAGAGGCGGCACCGAGGGGAGAAGCCCUUCGUGUGCGGCUCCUGCACCAAGGCCUUCGCCAAGGCCUCGGAUCUGAAGCGGCACGAGAACAAUAUGCACAGCGAGAGGAAGCAGGUCACCCCCAGCGCCAUGCAGAGCGAGACGGAGCAGCUGCAGGCGGCUGCCAUGGCCGCAGAGGCCGAGCAGCAGCUGGAAACCAUUGCCUGCAGCUAGGGGCCCCAGAGGUAGAGGCCCGGCCGAAGGCUGGGCUGCUGCAGGCGGUGCUUCUAAGGAAACGUGUGCAGCAUUGCACAGAAGGAUUGGAGGCAGUGUUGGUUGGGUGUCUGCAGCUUGUCAAGGCAGCUUCCUAAGUUGUGACCAAACGGUGGCGCUGUCCUAUCCGAUGUCUAUUCGUGUUGCCAGGAAGCUCCCCUCCCCAUUUUUUAUGAUUUUAAUUUGAGAACUGUGUCCAGUUUAGAAGCGAGGGACUUCCGUUUUUAAUUCCUCUACACUCACUGCGCCGAUGAGUGCCCUGCACAGAGUAAUAAUUGUAUCACCUGAUUUCCUGAUCAUUGUAAUUACAUGGGACUUAUGGUCAAAACAGCAGUUUUAAUAAUUUAAUAAAUGUACUCCUUACAGACACAGAACAUGGCAGUGGGUGGUUGACCAAGAACACUGCGCGGGUGUGAAACCAGGUUCUGAAAAUACAGAAUGGUGUUAGAUUUGUAUUUGGUUUGUUAAUUUUUUAUAUCAUUGUUUUUCACUGUUUAUGUGGACAAAUAAUAGUUGCUUUGCUGAAGGUUUCUUCACCUGUUUUGAUUGCUCCCCGAAAGCUGUAGGUGCAAGUUCAGGAGGCUGUACCAGCCCGCCAGGACAUCGGUGGUCUUGGCUGAGGUCCGAGGCCCUCUCAUUUGGGCCCUGCGACCUGCACUGGCAGAGCUCUGCCGCAUGGACCAGGGGGAGAAGAGCAGACAAGGCCUCAGCGACAGGAUUCCCACAUGUGCAGCAGUUCCAGGAUUUCUGAGACCAAAAUAAUUCUUAACUGAGUUUUGAAGUGAGAUUUGUAUUUAGGAUGAAAAUUAGAACAACAGAUCUGCUUCUUCAGUUACAUUAAUGUAACUUCACAAAGUGUCGUCAAGCUUUUGGGCUCCCUGAAGCACCUGAUUUAUCCAUAAAGGAGAUGCCAUAUGCUUACUUAAAUUAAUGCAUUUAAAAUCUUUUUAGCGUGUAAAUAGUGGUGUUGGUCUUACAUAUUUCAAGAAAAAGAUAGCUGCACUUUUUUUUUGCACAUUGGAUUCAAUGCAACAAACAUCAGAACAUUUUUAACCAAUAUUAAAGAUUGUCGGUCCAAAUGUUUUGAAGUAUAUUUCAUCACUGAUUAUGGUUUUAAGUAGAAGUUGAUUGCCUUUCAUGCUGUAAAUCAGAAAUACAAAUUCUGUUUCAGAUUUGGUGUACUAAAUAUUUUUUUAACCAUUUCUUUAGGACUAUAUUGAAAUGCCAACAGUUGUUUGAAUUCUGUAAGAAAGUAGUAGUUACUUUGGAAUAUGUACAGUUGUAGAAAAUGCCAACUUAAAAUUCAUGUUCUAUUGCUAGGAUUUUUCUUUUUUUUUAAAUCCAUUAAAAUUUCAUAGCUUGUGGCAUUAACACCUGUAGUUACUAUUGUGGGAGGAAUUUUACUUUUUAAAUUGGUAUAUAUGUUAUGCCCAAGAUUAUAGAAUGAAGAUGCUACCUUUUGAAAAAAUUUAUUUAUUGGUAAAGUGUUUAGUUUAAAACUAAUUUAAUUUCUUGAAAGUCAUUUAUUCUGUACUAAAAAUAGUCCUGUCACUGUUUGUGUGCUCUUAGCAAGAGGGGACCUGACUGCUGUUCCUAGGCUGUUUUAACCAAAGCAAAGGAAAAGUAAUUCAACAUCUUUUCAGUAGCUACUUCAAAGCAUAUUUUGGGCCUUCAUUUUUGUAUAUAAAAGAAAAUGUACUUCUAUCAUUCCUAUUUUCAUUUUUUUAUGGCAACAUUCCCUACAUCUAGGCUUCCACCAAAAUCUAAACUCCAUACUGUCUUAAACAUGAUUUUUACAGUUGCAAGUGUGAAAUGUGAUACUAAUUCCUAUUGAAACCACAAAAUCAUGGUGGUACCCCUUAAAAAGAAAGUUUAAUUUUCACCACUCUGUAUUAUGUCUUCAUCGCUUGGCCUGUUGUGCAUAAGAAAUGUACUUAUGUCUUGAUUUCUACCAUUGGUACUGCGUGUUAGCCUGUAUGCUUACUUUGGGCGUUUUUGUCUUUUGAUGGCAGCAAAGUUACAGCAUGGCAGCUGGUCCUGGUUCAUAACACUGCUGCUCUGCGCAUGCAGCCCGCUGCCCUCAUCCCUCAGAU
This is a messenger RNA of Fukomys damarensis (Damara mole-rat), 3630 nucleotides long. It is a transcript of the gene Zbtb14, whose product is annotated as zinc finger and BTB domain containing 14. The transcript has 3 exons. Gene Ontology annotation, biological process: regulation of transcription by RNA polymerase II. Bases 149 to 1498 code for a protein of 449 amino acids. Gene Ontology annotation, cellular component: nucleus. The record is from RefSeq and is a predicted model, not a curated record. NCBI's taxonomy places the organism in Eukaryota, Metazoa, Chordata, Mammalia, Rodentia, Bathyergidae. Gene Ontology annotation, molecular function: RNA polymerase II cis-regulatory region sequence-specific DNA binding; DNA-binding transcription factor activity, RNA polymerase II-specific; protein binding.